AUGGGUCCAAAUGACGAAGACGAGAAUGGCAAAUUGUUUAGCAUAUCGCAUUGUGCGGUGAAAGUGGGAGAGAUCAACCGGUUCGUGAUCACGUUCGUUCCGAACCCAGAUGAGCCGCCUCUAAACGGGCUAGGGAAGUCACUCUGGGUGCGGAUAAAGAACGUCGAAAUGGUGGCUCUGAGAGCUGCGUAUCUGGCUGGACCGUUUACUCUCUAUUGCGAUGUUCGUCCCGAAGAGUACACACACAAGCAAGCUUGUUUCAGCACGGCUGACCAACCAUCAUACGAGCCCAAUUUGUCGCCAGGACAAAGUUUCUAUGCGGAGCUCCCUAUUCACCUGCUUAAAGACAAAUAUACCUGGACGGUAGAUGUGGUCAGUCAGAUGAUAUUUUCAUCAACUGCCGAGACACAUUUCGAGCUGUUUGUGGGAACCAGCAAGAGUGCAUUACAUAGACAAAGGCCCAUAACGCGCUACCCAGAACUGGAUAUCACCAUACAGGAUACUCAGGAUCUUUGGAAUAUUCCACCGCGAAUCCCAGAAAAGCCGGUUCAUCUUGUGCUGCUGACACAUGGCUUGCACUCCAAUUGUGGUGCCGACAUGUUCUUUCUAAAGGAGCGGAUUGAAGAGGCGGCCUUUGAGGCUGGGCAGAACGUGAUUGUGAGGGGUUACAGAGACAAUGUGUGCAAGACAGAAAGGGGAGUCCGUUAUUUGGGAGGCCGUGUUGCGCGAUAUGCGAUCUCUCAGGCAGAAGAGUUCAAGGCCACUAAGAUCUCUUUCGUAGCCCACUCACUGGGUGGAUUGACACAGGUGUUUGCAAUAGGGUACAUCGCAUUCAACUACCCCGGCUUUUUUGACAGGGUCAAACCCGAAAACUUCAUCACGUUGGCGUCGCCAUAUCUGGGACUGACCAAUGAGAACCCUGGGUAUGUGAACUUGUUUCUUUCAGCUGGGAUUGUGGGAAAGACGGGUCAGGACCUGGGACUCUAUGGUCUCACUCCGUUACUUCUUAUGCUCCCCGGUAAUCCCACCGCCAAGAUUUUGCAACAGUUCAAAAGACGGACUUUGUAUGCCAAUUCGAUGAACGAUGGUAUUGUUCCUCUGAGAACCUCAGCUCUAUUGUAUUUGGACUGGAGAGGCUUGAGUAGAGUCAAUGACGAGAAGACGAAGGAUUCUUUGCAUCACCAGCGCAACAGUGAAGCAACAGGCUUAAGCCCAGAGAAUAUAAGUGAAAACGGUGCAAAUGUGGGGGAAAUUCCACGCGACAGCGAGACGGCAACUGAAGGAGUAAACGCUUCAACCACGGGGAAUGCCGUUAUGGACUUGGGAAAUACCUUGAAGGAUAUGAUGGUUUCCCCUCUUCAAUCGGUGAUGGCAUUCUGUGCUCCGCAUAUUCAGGCAGAGGGCAGAAAGAGUAAGAAAUACAGACGGUUCCAAACCAUGAGAGAGGAUGGCUACGAAUCGGGAGAAGAUGACGAUGGAGUCGAAGGGUUCAUUAACCCACUUCCAAAGACGUCUCUCAUGGAAUCUGCAACUAAGGUGUUACUUCCACCCGCUCCUCCCUUUCAAUACCUCGUGAACCCCUCCUCGCGCGAAGAGGUGAUUAUCCACGAUCGUAUAUACACAGAGAAGGACCUGCCAAAAGAACACAAGAAAUCGAAAUCUCGGCUGGAAAUUUUGAAGGAAAAGAGGGACAUAGAGGAGAGAAUCGCUCGCAAAUAUCAUCGAAAUGCAGCGUGGAGAAAGGUUCUGGUGAAACUCUUGCCAGAUGCUCACAACAACAUAAUUGUUAGAAGACGAUUCUCCAAUGCUUAUGGCUGGUUAGUAAUUGACCAUCUCGUGGACAACCAUUUUGGCUCUGAAGCAGAUGUUGGAGUGGACUCGGGACCGGAGCCGCUAAUCGAAGAUGCCGAGUCUGACAAGAACGAGGAGAAGUUCGAGAAAAUUUUGCUGACACAGAAGGAGAAGGAUGACAAACGUGCCGCGAAGGAGGCACGAAAGUAUGGGGCUAUGAGCCAGAGCUCCAGCCAAAGCAUUGGGAGAACGACCCUAGAUCUCCAUAGGGUGGAUACGAACGACACGAAUGAGACAAAGGGAACAGUUUUGUCAAAUGAUGGUCGUUGGAUCAACGACAACGAUUCCGACUACUAUGACGGACCAGCUGGGAUCUUUUCCAACGCUGGAGAGGCGCUGGAGGCACUCAAGGCGCAAUACCAGAACGGAAUCUUCACUAUGGUUAACAACGAGGAUGAAGUUAGGGAAGUUGCCGAUCCAGGAAACUCUAAUGUUGAAGGGGAGAACAUGAAUGUUCACGUGAUGGGCAGUUUCUAUUGA
Kuraishia capsulata CBS 1993 is the source of this 2331-nucleotide messenger RNA. RefSeq lists its product as uncharacterized. The transcript has a single exon. Gene Ontology annotation, molecular function: monoacylglycerol lipase activity. Bases 1 to 2331 code for a protein of 776 amino acids. The record is from RefSeq and is a predicted model, not a curated record. Lineage: Eukaryota; Fungi; Ascomycota; Pichiomycetes; Pichiales; Pichiaceae.